AAUCAUAUCGAUUAAUUAUGUGAAGGUUAUGGUUAAAAACAUAUACUUUGCUUAGACAUGAGUAACAGAGAAGACUGUAUGCCAGAAAUGAUUGUAGAUGAAAAAGAUAACGAUCAUAAUUUGCAAUAUACUUCCUUGGAUGGAGAAGAACAGGAAAAAUCUUUGGAAGAAAAACUAUUAAAUCAUGUAGCAAAUAGCAAGGCAAUUUUCAAAAGUCAACAAAAAAAUGAUCCAGACUUGAGUUUUGAAGAAAAAUUAACAAUUGCGCGGAAUGUUCUUCAAAAGAGCUAUUGUUUGUUCUUGUCUAAGUUUGGACAUUAUAUGAAGAGAGAACAUUUAAAAUACUUUGAAAAGCUUAAGGACAAAGAUUAUGAAAUUGCUCAUCAUUUUAACAGAUUGCAAAGAUAUUUUAACAAUUCAACAAGACAGACAGAUGUUAGAAAUAGGAGAUAUCAAGCUUUGAAAACAUUAAUAGAAGAAGGAGAAUACUUUAGUGAAACUGAAAUGAUGAAGAGAAAUCCUUUGUUAUAUGAGCAUUUAGUUGGACAAUAUAUGACUGAAGAACAAAAAAAAAUUAGAGAUAAUAUAGAUACUAAAAAUAUUACUUUUGUGAAUUUAUUAAUGGAAAAUAUUGAAAGGGAUAAUUUAAAGAAGAAGCAAAAAUUACAGGAAGAAGAAGAACAAAGUGUGUUAGAGGAAAAUGAUUCAGAUGAAGAACAGGAGGAUGUGUAUAGUUCAAUAGAAAGCAUAGAUAAAGUUACUUUAUGGGGUAAAACAUCUAUGUCGGAAAGUAGUAGUAUACAACAUAAUAGAGCAGUAAUAGAUCCAGAUAGUAUUUCAAAGGCAGAGAAACAAAUACUUAAACAGGAAUUUGUGACCAAUAUGUAUCAAAGCUUUCUGGAUGGGAAAGACACAGAUUUUGAUUACAGUAAUGUUGAUGACAAUGAAGCAUAUGACAAUAUAGAUCUAAGAACACAGGAUGAAGAAGAUAAAUAUUUUGAUUCAGAAUCACCUGAAACUAUUGGUCCAGCUGAAGACACAAAUGAAAUUGAGACUGAGGAUGAACUGGAUAUUUAUAUGAAAUCAUUGAAGGAGCAGGAUGCUACAAGUAGGCUUUCCUUGGAUAAUCUUGUAUGUGAUGAUUAA
Molecule: messenger RNA, 1146 nt
Organism: Habropoda laboriosa
Lineage: Eukaryota; Metazoa; Arthropoda; Insecta; Hymenoptera; Apidae
Product: coiled-coil domain-containing protein 97
Exons: 3
Coding region: 58-1146 (362 amino acids)
Source: RefSeq, a predicted model, not a curated record